AUGCCACACAGAAGUCAUCAAGAGACUGCUCCAGAUGCCACACAGAGUUCGUCAAGAGUCAGCGGAGUAGUCUCAACAGAAGAAAUGGUGCAAGACUCAACAGAAGAUGCCACACAGGAUUCGUCAAGGGUCUCCGGAGCAGUCUCAACAGGAGAAACGGUACAAGUCUCAACAGAAGAAAUGGUGCAAGACUCAACAGACGGAAGUGAGACUGCUCUAGAUGCCAUACAGAGCUCAGUAAGAGUCAGCGUAGCAAUCUCAUCAGGAGAAAUGGUGCAAGACUCAACACAAGAUGCCACACAGAAUUCAUCAAGAGUCAGCAGAGCAGUCUCAACAGGAGAAAUGCCCUCUUCGGAUGACAGAACAAAUGCACUUUAUAAAGAAGCGUCCAUCCUGUACGACUCGCUAACGAGACGAGAGCAAGAUGAGCCAGAACUUUUCGUUUCGCAAUUCUCCAAAUACCCUCCUCCAAACACUUAG
Molecule: messenger RNA, 480 nt
Organism: Meira miltonrushii
Lineage: Eukaryota; Fungi; Basidiomycota; Exobasidiomycetes; Exobasidiales; Brachybasidiaceae
Exons: 3
Coding region: 1-480 (159 amino acids)
Source: RefSeq, a predicted model, not a curated record